AUGUUACAAUGGUUGCACAAGGCAUAUAUUGUUCUUACUCCACAGAGGUCCAGCGGUGGCCUGUCCAUUCCACUGUGUGCCUUCCAGGGCACCGUGUCCCUCCACGCCCCCACAGGGAAGACCCUGUCCCUGUCUACUUAUGAGGUCAGUAGUGACGGACUCAAAAUAUCCCCAAACAACAAGAAGGUGGAGGUGUACCGAUCCAAGUCUGUGGGUCACGAGCCCCGGACAGAGGAGCCAGCUGACGGCACCACCGGCGACACCAAUGUGAAGAUCCACCUGGAGGUGCUGGAGAUCUGCGACAACGAAGAGGCUAUGGACAGCGUCUCCAUCAUCUCCAACAUCAGCCAGUCGUCAGCACACGCCCGGUCACCGUCGCUGCGCUACUCCCGCCGGGAGAACCGCUUCGUGUCCUGUGACUUGGGCGAGACGGCGUCCUACUCUUUGCUCAUCCCCACCAGCAACCACGACUCCGACAUCAACAUCCACAUCCCCGACACGGUGGAGGCUCACCGCAGGAACAGCCGGAAGCAGCACCAGGAGAGGUCCGGGUACCAGGAGGAGAUCCAGCUGCUGAAUGAGGCCUACAGGAGGCAGGAGGGGGCCCGGGACACCUAG
Paramormyrops kingsleyae is the source of this 618-nucleotide messenger RNA. The record is from RefSeq and is a predicted model, not a curated record. NCBI's taxonomy places the organism in Eukaryota, Metazoa, Chordata, Actinopteri, Osteoglossiformes, Mormyridae.